UAUAAGUUUAUCCCUGACCACACAAAAAGAUCAUAGUGAUUGAAAAGCGCAAUGGAACAUAAUUCAGAACGCAGCGAUUCCUUUGAGGAACAGCAUCCCGAGCAAUCCAUUGUAGAAGAUGACAGCUCUGUGUCACAUCCUUUGCGAGCACAACCGCAGAAUCCAUCGAAUCGUUUAGGAGACGUCGAUGUCGAAUCGUAUGGUGGAGUAUCUCCUGUUAUGUCUCAUCAAAAGGAACCGCCACAUUUCAAUCGAGCUAUCGACCCACAAUACAAAUUUCGAGAGAUCUAUGCAAAGGCAGAGGUAAAACCAAAGCCCAAAGAUCCUGAACCUGUCCCGAAGAAGCAGUAUUCUUGGAUUGAGAGAAUGAACAAAACCGCAGUGAAAGAAGACGAUGAAGACAACGAGCCUGAAAAGGAAAAAGAAAGCUUGGUUGACAAAUUCAUCGACUUUCUCAAUGCGUUUGGAGAAUCACCAGAAGGUACUCCAGAGCAAGAAGUUGAUCAUAGUAUUCAAGAAGUCGAUCUUGGCGCUCAAGAAAUCGAUCUUAGUCCUCAACAAGUUGACCCCAGUGCUCAAGACGUUGAUCGUAGUUCGCAAGAACUUGGUCACAGUACGCAACAACACAGCGUAGAAUUCGAACCAUCCGAGGACGCUUAUGAUACAACUCAGGCUGAUAUUACUUCUCGAAGGGAUGAUACAACACAGAACGAGCCUAUUUUACUCCCGUCAAAAUCGUCGAGGUCUAUAUCCUCGUAUGGAACUGGAGAGAUCUCAGAAUUCAAUAUGUCGGAUAAUCAAUAUGAUAACUAUCAACAAGUAGAAAGACUUGAUGAUAAUGCUCGGCGAAACUCAUGGUCAAAGCCUUCUGGGCUACAUCAGUCCGGAUUGCAGGAGCCACAACCUAUAGUAUUUUCUACACCAAGAAAGCAACCUGAUUCUAAAAUAAGCAAAAGUGCUCCAUCGAAGUCUCAUAGAUCAUCUUUUGGUACAAGAAGAUUUGACCCAUUUCAUAUGCAAGAACAUCCGUCCUAUCCUGGAGCUUCUUCGCCAAAUUGGGGAGCUGGCACCUUCGCUUCUCCGGAAGAUAGCCCUGCAAAGAGCAGAAAGCUGUCAGGACGACAUGCUUUUGAUGACUCCUCUUUCGCCCAGAAUGGUAGGAGAAAGUCAAGACAAGGAAGCGUAGAAGCAGUCAAACCGUCUAGCUACUUGAGUAUUCCCCCAAUGCUACCAUCCGAAUUAUGUUUAGAACCACUCCAUCAUCCAUCGUCUCAAGUGGAUUGGUUGACUUUUGAUGAUCUUGGAAUCGAUAAACUCUUUGACGCGCCUCUUGUUGGCGCAGAUAAGGCUAUGGUUAAGGACAUUUCGCAACAUCUAUCCGACGAAGCCGUUGGAAACAAGAGUGUCAGCAAGAUCAUGCCACCUACCGUUCCAAGUUCAUUGGCAUUAAAUUGCCUACUGAAUCCAUCACCGUCCUGCCUCGACUGGGCAUCAUGGGACAUUGAUGAUAUUGGCCUAGAAAGGUUGAUGCCUGCUGAGGACGGCCUACCCGAAUCCAGUUCUUUGAACGAGUGGAUUAACAGGACUCACAGCAGUGAACAAAGACCCAUGAAGACCAGCGCACUUCAUGAACAAACGAACCAAGAUAGCUCUUGCUUACCUGUCAUAGAACCCAGGCCACACAAACUUGGGGUAAAUCUUUCUACCAUGUUCGAUUCUCAAGAUACCAGUGGAGACUUUGACAAGUCAGCAAGUACUACUGGACGCAUACAUGAUACCAUUCAGAGACCAAAAAAUGUUCAAACUGACUGGCAUUUGGGUUCUGAAGGGUCCAUCAAAGAUGUUCCACCGGAGAUCAACGUAAAUGACAGCUGGUCCUCAUACAUGGCACUCAAAGCUGCUCAGGAACGACCACCACCCGUCGAAGACCGGUAUCAGUCUCCAGGAUCUUUAGCUCAAGACAAUUUUGAUUCAAAAUAUAAUGGCCCUUCGCAUUUGUCAAACCUGGCGCAAGCUAGUUCGGUGAAUGUCGAAGAGGCUGUCGAGCAGCGAAAGCUAAGAAAACGAGAGAUGAGAGAAGAGAAUCGAUCAAAGGACUGGGCGGACAAUAUGGAUGACAAUCAGUUGGAGACAUUGUUUCCGCAGCAAUUCGAGGACUCUACCGACCGAUCCUCACAACAAGAAAUUGGAGCAGAAUCCAAGGUACCUACUUGGACAACCGAAUAUGAAUCCAAAAACUGGCUGUCCGAAAGUGGUUACUUGGCAACACCGCUUCAUGGAGUCAAAGCAGAUACAGACGAAGAUGCCCAAAAUCCUCAACUGCAACUCCAUCACAAGCUGCAUGGCAUUGUGGACACUGUAGCCAGCAGUGUUGGAGCUGUUGCUGGCACUGCUGUAGGAGCGAUCUCAUACUUAUUUGGUGAAAGUUCGCACUCGGCUGAAGAAAAGCCAAGAGAGACCUCAUAUGCAUCCAACGCGGCCCUUAAUGCAGGUGACCAAAAAUAUGCAAAGGAACAUGAGGAAGAUGAAGGCGUACAAGCUAUUGCCACCGUUCCAGACAGUCAUCUUGUUGAUGCAGAAGAACAACUCUAUGUAGCAAAGCAAGAGAAGCCUGAUCUGUCAUUAGGACAUGUUGAUGACGACUCUCACAUUAUAAAUCUUCAUCCGAGUUUGCUUCGGCCCACUGAGAAGCGAGAGCUGUCAAGCGAGCAACCAUUAGGCUCAUCAGAUCACCUAAGCUAUCCCAGUGCUGCACCACAACUUGAAUUGCCUGAAAACUUGCAGCAUGGAGCUGACAAGACAACUGAAAGCGACUUGACAGAUAAUGCUGUCUCUCAAAACAUGGCAGUUGUCCUUGAUGACCAAGAUGGAAAUGAACAAGUUGUUGAUUCCGCACCUGAAACUAAGACGGAAAGUGCAAACGAUAAUGAAAUCCGCAAUUUAUUCAAUGGCGAUCCUGAUAGUGUCCGUCAGUCAUUCAAAUCAGACGAUCCACAUAAAACUACCAUGGACGACCGUCGUCAAAUUUGGGAGGCUAGUGUGUCUAGCGCGCUUGGUCAAGCCGCUAGCACUCUUGGACUAAAACCACAGAGCAAGGAGAAGAAGUUGGACUUGGAAAAUUAUCACGUUGUCGAUAGUGGAUAUAAGCCGUCUACUUAUGAACCUGGUCGCAACCAAUUCGACAGUGACUUUGAAAACUGGAGGCAUGAUUCUCCAUCAAGCACUCCCUUUAAUGAAGCCGAAACAAAGCCUAGCGAAGCCACUGAUGAACAAGCACCAAUCGUAGCUGAGAAUAGUGAAAGUGAUCAACGGGCGGCGCUUCCUGACCAAAACAGUAUGACUAUAAGCUCCUUGCCGCUGGGUAAACCUAUUACUUAUGAACUUGGUCGUUUCAAUGAAUGUACAGACUGGAAGCACGAAUCUCCAUCAAGGACACCCUUCAACGAAGCUGAAGCCCAGAGAAGUGAAGCCACAGAUUCACCAAAGAAGAUUACGGAUAUUGUAAGUGGCCAGCAAAUACUCCAUGAUCAAGACAGUAUGGCUAUGAGCUCCAUGCCGUCUGGUAAAUCGUCUACCUAUGAACCUGGUCGUAAUCAACUCGACAAUGGUUCUGAAUUUGGGAAGCACGAUAUAUCAAAGAUCACUUUUGACGAAGCUCAGACCAAGCGCGGCGAAGCCAGUGGUAAACAAGCUCCAACAGAAGCCAAGAAUAUUGAAAGUGGUCAAGAUACACUUCCUGACCAAAACAGUAUGACCAUAAGCUCGCUACCGCUUGGUAAACCAAUUACUUAUGAACCUGGUCGUAGCGUGCUGGUCAAUGACUCUGGAAACUGGAAUCAAGGUUUCUUACCAGUAACUCCUGUAACUGUGGCUGAAACCAAGCAAAGCGAAGAAACUGAUCAACGGGUCAACCGGAAUGAAGGUUUCUUACCAGUGACUCCUGUGACUGUAGCUGAAACCAAGCGAAGCGAAGAAACUGAUCAACAAGUACCAGUGCAAACUGAGAACAUUGGAAAUGACCAACAGGUAGUUCCUGACCAAAACAGCACUACCACAAGCUCUCUAUCGUCUGGAAAACCGACGUGGGAUAGAGCUGAAUUCCAUGACCCCAGCGAUUACAUGAAGGGUACGGAAAGCCAUAUGCAACAGCAGCAACCACAGCAGCCAGACACCACCACGUCCAGUUCGCAUACUGGAAGAGGGCCAACUGGAUGGAUUCGUCGUAAAUUGAACAAAAGACGCGCACGUGCUGCUCGUUGAGCAGCAGCCUUAUUUACAGCGUUUUCGUUUGCAACCUUUACCUUAUUUUUUCUUCAAUUUCUUCCUUUUUUCCUAGACAGACUUGCCUGUCAAAUUUUGUUUCGUAAAUGUAAAUAGCGCAUGAGCGACUUUGAAAAUAAAAACCAUGGUUUGUGCUUAUCUCAUCAACCGGCGAGCGACUGUGUUUCUGAAGCACAAUGGUACGUAGGAGGCAUUUA
Molecule: messenger RNA, 4478 nt
Organism: Umbelopsis ramanniana AG
Lineage: Eukaryota; Fungi; Mucoromycota; Umbelopsidomycetes; Umbelopsidales; Umbelopsidaceae
Exons: 7
Coding region: 52-4260 (1402 amino acids)
Source: RefSeq, a predicted model, not a curated record